Molecule: messenger RNA, 1198 nt
Organism: Cucurbita maxima (winter squash)
Lineage: Eukaryota; Viridiplantae; Streptophyta; Magnoliopsida; Cucurbitales; Cucurbitaceae
Exons: 2
Coding region: 581-943 (120 amino acids)
Source: RefSeq, a predicted model, not a curated record
AAACAACACACAGAUGCACGGAUGAGUACCUAUGACAGUUAGGCUGCUAUCUAGUUCAAUUUGAGAGCCAGAUAGAUCUUCUCCCACAAAACAGAUCAUUUAUUGCCUUUUUGGAUACAUGAGAUCAGAUCUAAGUCGUAUUAUGAAACAGACUAAUGGGAUUUGCUUUGAUGAACAGGAAAUCCAUUAAGAGAUGCUCUGCUACAGAAACCCAAGUGCGCAGAAGAUUUAAGGCAAUCUCUUUGGCUUGGAGAUGGCGAUUGGUUGCCGGCAACUGAUCCUCAUCUUUUCCCCUACUGGAUAACACCAUGUUAAUGAUUCUUGUGGGGCUUUGAACUUUAGACAGAUUGGCCAGCUGUGGGCAAUGACCCACCAUCUCACAUGCUCAGCCAAUGUGGUUUAAACUCACCCAUCACUCCCUUUUUCCCUCUCCUAAAUUCUAUAUAUCCUCACCUGAAAGAGAGAGAGAGAGAGAGAGAUGAAAAGGAAAAAAGCAAUUAUCUCUUUAGUUCUUUUGCUAACAGAGACACCCACCCAGCAAGCUAACUCUCUGUUAUUGCAGUUCCGAGUUUAGACAAACAUGGAGGUAGCUUUGGAAUUUGAAGAUGAUUUGUUCUUUGCUGAUUUGAGCAGACAGCUUUCUCUUCUUCUCAUGGAUGACAACGAAGAACCUCUCCCUCAUCCACAUGUUUCUCUUCAGGCUCUGUCUCAUGGAGGGCACCACCCCACACAGCUACUGGCAGGGCAUGAACAUGCCACCGUAGCCUACAGCAGCGUAAGCAAGGGCACCGGCGUGUUCAUCCCAAGGUCCCUGCAGCCUGCAAGAAAACAGAGGCGUGGAAGAAACAAUAACAUGAAGCCAAACCGACAGUUUCAAAUCAAUAUUGAUGUGAACUCACAAGCAUCUUCCAACAACCAUUUGAUGCGUCCUAAAAAGGGUUAAGGAUUCGAAGAAUUUGAGGAAAAGGGUAUCAGAAUUCAGAUUAAAUCAAUAAUUCAGUCACCAAGUAUUAAGUUAGUGGUGAUGGCUGUACAUGGAAGAAGAAGAAGCCAUAGUAUUAGACUGUUAAUCACUGGGUUUUAAAUUGGUUUAUGUGGUUCAUUGGAAGGUUAAUUAACCUAAGGUUUGUAAGCCUCCUCCCCUCCCUAAGUGAAAAAUUUAUGGUUGUUCUAAUAAUAAUAUGCCGCUUUCAUUCUC